Dentiscutata erythropus is the source of this 489-nucleotide messenger RNA. NCBI's taxonomy places the organism in Eukaryota, Fungi, Glomeromycota, Glomeromycetes, Diversisporales, Gigasporaceae. The record is from the annotation of a GenBank genome assembly.
AUGGAAAUUAUAGAUAAUGAACUAUAUGUUUAUGCUGCUAAUAUCUCCCUCAUUGAUAUCAAUUCUGUGGCCAAAAAAAAGGCUUCGAAUUCAAAUAAUUCAUUUACAUCCAAGAUAUAUAAAUCUGUUCGAUCAAGACUCUUAACCACACAUCAGAAUGCUAACGAAAAAUCGUCUAAAGAAACUUCGACUAAAAUGAAUAAACAUACGAUUGAUUUAACUACCGAAAAUUCUCACUUUUCAAAACACGCACGGGUAGAAGAUGCGAAGAAAGAAGAUGAUCUUUAUAAACAAAGUGCUGAAUGUAGUAAAAAAUAUGUAAAUGGGAAUAACGAGUAUGAGAAUAAUGUUGAAAUUAUUGACAAAAAUGAAUGCGCUGUACAAGAUCAAGAAAAAAGAAGUAAAGGUAAAGAAAAAAUGGUACAAUUUACAGUGCAUAAUACAAGAAGUCGAUCCGAGAUGGGUAAAAAUACAAAUGAGAAAAGAUGA